Myzus persicae (green peach aphid) is the source of this 5180-nucleotide messenger RNA. RefSeq names its product probable nuclear hormone receptor HR3. Lineage: Eukaryota; Metazoa; Arthropoda; Insecta; Hemiptera; Aphididae. The coding region runs from base 995 to 3424 and encodes 809 amino acids. The record is from RefSeq and is a predicted model, not a curated record. Gene Ontology annotation, molecular function: nuclear receptor activity; zinc ion binding; RNA polymerase II cis-regulatory region sequence-specific DNA binding. Gene Ontology annotation, biological process: regulation of transcription by RNA polymerase II. Gene Ontology annotation, cellular component: nucleus. The transcript has 9 exons.
GCAGACUACGUCAGUACUCAGUCACUGUACUCAGCGGUUAGUUAGUGAGCGAGUGCCGUCCGACGUAUUGGUUGUGUGUGUUGCGUGCUGUACGUGCAUCGCCGCCUUCCAAAAACGUAUCGUUUUCGCGUGUGCGUAAUAUACUCGACUUUAUCGAUAUACGCGCGUAUUAAUAUUAUCACUGCCACCGCGUAUAACCUUUUUUUACGAUAUUAAUGCAAUCCAGAAUAUUUAUUUAUUUUUCGCACAUAGAAUAGUAAAUAUUUUAUAACUGUUCAUUAUUUUCAUUAUUUUUGCAAAUACAUACAUCCGUAUUAUUACCGUGUAUUAUAGAGCACACGCUUGCGACUUGUAGGUAGUAACAUUUUACAGCACGUCGUCGUUUCGGCAGGCGGAAUUUAAUGUAAUAAUAAGCGCGCUCGUCGCCGUUUUGCGUCGUCCCGUCGUAACCUUUCGUCGUCAUUCGCACGUCCCGAACGGAUCAGCCGCAGUGCCAUAAUAAUAUUAUUAUUAUGCAGUUGGCGCCUCCACGCGCACGAUAACGCUGACAGAUAACGGUGGAAAACCGUCUGGUAUAAUAUAGUGUCGCCCGCUCGUAGGGUAGCGAUAUACGUGACGGUGCAGUAAAUAGUAGUAAUAGUAUUACAGUAAUAUAAUAACAACCUACGGCGAUCAUCGCCUCCGCUGGACGACGCGGGAAAACGACGGUACGCUUGGGGAUCGACAGACGAUGACCACCGCUGCUGACAACACCGACGAAGACGAUCGCCGACUGGCGCACCACCACCGGCAGUGACUUGUCUCCUUGACUGUAUACCACCAGCACAUAUAGCGAUAUCGCUUACGACAGACCGUGUACAUCGCUGUCAUCGUCGUUAUCAGUAAAACCGCACGCGGUUCAGAUGUCGGCUGGCGCCACCGGUUCAUAGGCGAUGUCACACGACACGUGAUCGACAGUCGCAAUCGACAGUCAUUGUCAACGACGGCAUAAUAAAUGUCGUCGCCAAUAUCGUCUUCGUCGCCGUCGCCGUCGCCGUACUACCAUCACCAGCAGCAGCAGCAGCAACAGCAGCAGCAGCAACAGCAACAGCAGCAGCAACAGCAACAACAGCAAUACAACAACCACCAUCAGCAGCAGCUCCAACACCACCUGCAGCAACAACACCUGCACGCAGGGGGCUCGUCGGCAGCCGCAAACGCGGCCGUCAACAGCAUUUUGCUGUCGCCGUCGGCAGGUGCCGGCGUGACGGCCGUCGGACUGUCGCCAUCGCAAGGCGCCGCUGGUGGUGUCGUUGGAGACAUGCAACAGCAGCAGCAGGCCUCGACGGUAGCGAGUGCGGUAGCGGCCACGACCACGUCGCUCUUACAGCAGUGCUGUUCACCGCCGCCAUCUUCGGGCUCGUCGUCUAGCGUUAGCGGAGUAUUGAGAAAAGCUCAAAUCGAGAUUAUACCGUGCAAGGUGUGCGGUGACAAGUCGAGCGGCGUACACUACGGCGUGAUCACGUGCGAGGGCUGCAAAGGAUUCUUCCGGCGGUCUCAGUCGUCUGUGGUCAACUAUCAGUGCCCGCGCAAUAAGAAUUGUGUGGUGGACCGUGUAAACAGAAACCGGUGCCAGUACUGCCGGCUCCAGAAAUGCCUGCGGCUGGGCAUGUCCCGUGACGCGGUCAAGUUUGGGCGCAUGAGCAAGAAACAGCGAGAAAAGGUCGAAGACGAAGUACGCUUUCACAGAGCGCAGAUGCGUUCGACAGCAGCUGCUGCGGCCGCGGCGGCUGCUGCAGCGGUAGCCGCGCAGGCUUCAGCCAUCGACUGCUGUUCGACUACAACCGGCGUUGGCAGCGGUGGUGGUACCGCGGCCGUGGCUGCUGACUCGUCAGUGUUCGAUCACGAUCAACACGGGCAGCAGCACGGGCACGGGCAACAGCAACAGCAGCAGAUGCCCUCCAGCACCGCCGACCAUGGGCUUCGCUUACACCAACUACACAGUGGGGGAGGACAUCUCUCGCAACACCACCAUCAGCAGCAGCAGCAACAGCAGCAGCAACAACAGCAACAGCAGCAGCUACAGCAACAGCAACAACAGCAUCAGCAACACCAGCUCCACGGCCAGCAGCAACAAUUCAACAUAAAUAGCAAUGUGCAGCAGGCUUAUGCCGCGGCCGCAGCAGCAGCCGCCGCAGCAGCGGCUGCCGCGGCCGGCGGUGGCGUCAAUGGAGCCAAUGGUGGCACAGGAGUUGGAUAUGGAGGUGGCGGGUACAACAGCAGCGGAGGAACGAACGCGGCCGCAGCAGCCGCGUCGCUUGUGGUGGACACGUUCGCGGCGUACGCAGCAGCGGCCACCUCAUCGGCCGUGCAGGCCGGGGCUAGCGGUUCCGUGCCGCCCCCAUACGACACGGCAGCAACGAGCAGCAACUACGUGGCUGACAGCACAACACCGGCAGCGUCCAGCACGACUUCGUCGACAGCCGCGGCCACGUCCACGUACGGCGGCGACAUGGAAGUGUCGUCAGUAGCGGCAGUCGCUACCGGACCACAGGACAACUUGAUGGCCGGCGUUUCCGGGUCUACUGCCGCUGUUUCAUCGGCAGACGCUGUCCAGAUAAGUGAGCUGCUGAGCAAGACCAUCGCAGACGCUCACGCCCGCACGUGUUUCUACACGCUCGACCAGAUACACGACGGCAUGUACCGAACAGCCACCAUGGCGGCGGCUAACAAGGCGACUGCCGAUAAAUUGAUAAUGUACAAGACCAUGCCCCACGAGGAGCUGUGGUUGGAGUGCGCUCAAAAGUUGACGUCCGUCAUUCAGCAGAUUAUUGAGUUUGCUAAGAUGGUGCCCGGCUUCAUGAAACUAUCGCAAGACGACCAGAUCGUGCUACUCAAAGCGGGAAGUUUUGAGUUGGCAGUGUUAAGGAUGUCCCGACAUUACGAUCUACACCGAGAUUGCGUCUACUACGCAGAUGCCCUGCUACCAGCCGACGCGUUUUACACGCAAGACACGGUCGAAAAGAAACUGGUCUCGUUGGCUUUCGAAGUGAGCCGUUCCGUGGCUUCGUUGAAACUUACAGAAACCGAGCUGGCCCUAUACUCGGCCGUCGUGUUGCUGUCUCCAGACCGGCAAGGCUUGAAAGGCACCGUGGAGAUCGGUCGCCUCAGACAGGCUAUUCUGCGUGCUCUGCGCAUGGAGCUCGACCAUAGGACUGCGGGUGGCAAAAAUGCCACCACCGUCGAUCUGCAACACCAGCAGCAGCAUCAUCAACAGCAGCAACAGCAGCAAAAUCAAGUGUGUGAUGCUCUUAUACAAAAGAUCCCGAUACUAAGACAACUGGGAAUGCUGCACAUGGAAGCGUUGGCUAAGUUGCGUCGUACGGUACCACACUUGGAGUUCCCGGCUUUGCACAAGGAACUGUUCUCGGUCGACGGCAGUUGAUCUGAGGAGGAAGGCUGCGACGACGACGACGACGACGACGACGAUGACGACGGCGGCGGCGACGGUGGUGGCGGAGGCGGUGGUAGCGGCGGCGGUGACGACUCGGCGAAGGAUUCGUCUACGAUCGUCAUCGCGUCGGUGAUCUCUUUAGCUGGCGGAUUAGACGAAGAGCUGCAGUAGCAGCAUUAUUGCAGCAGCAAUGAGCAAAGUCGUCGCAGACGGGCUGUGUAAAAUAUUAUAUUAUAUUAUUAGUACAUUAUAUUUUAAUAUAAAAAAAAAACUUAAAACUAAAAAAAUGUUUUUUUUUUUAAAUUGCAAAAUCUCGCGAGAUCACACACCGCCGUCGCAUAUUUAAUAUAUUCUAUAUUCUAUUAUAUAUUAUGUAUAGUAUUGUUUUGUUACAAGGUAGUGUCUCAUAUUAUAUAUCGCGUGUUUACGAAAUAGAAUAUUGAUAUUAUUAUUAUUAUUAUUAUUAUUAUUAUUAUUAUUACUAUUAUUACUGUUGUUGUUAUAUAGUAUUUUUUUAUAUAUAUAAACGGGACAUAAAUCCCCUACAAGUUCGUAAUGAAUAGGUAUAAUAAUUAUGUACAACUAUCUGUGUGAAAAUUGUCCCGGUCUCAAAUGUAUAAGAACGUCGCUUGUAAAAACGAUUUCCAUUGCGGGAGGAGAUCGUGUGCGUGUGUGUGUGUGUUUGUUGAAGACUAGAGCUUAAUAUUCUCGUUGUAGUCGUCUUGCGUUUGUGUUCGUUGUAUGUAUACGUGUGUGUGUGUGUGUGUGUGUAAUGAGUGAGUGGACGAAAGAUUUCGUUGUUGUUGUCUCUGUUAAUCUUCGGAUCGAGCGUUGUUUAUUUAGGUAGGUACUUUAAUCGUGGUCGACGACGAUCGUACACGUUCUGCACACGUCGCGUUCACACGUAAUAAUAUAAUAUAAUAUAAAUCGAUAAAGUGAAGUAUACAUAAUAAUGAUAUCAUAUUACGGCUCGUAAUUGUAACGUCGUCCAUCGCCAUGUAUCGCGGCGAGCAUUGCUUUUUGUACUAUUUAUUGUUUUUUUCCGGGAAAAGAAAAAAAUUAAUAUAAUUAUUUCAUUUUCGAUCAGCGUCCACCACGCGUGCUGCACUUUUUUGUCGUCGUCGUCGUAUUUGUAAAUAAUGAUACUAGAAUUUAGUGCGUGUUCUAUGUACUUUGCUAUAUAAACACAUAUAUUGUAUAAUAUUAUUAUGAUUAGAAUACGUAUAUUAUUAAUUAUAAUAUUAUAUUGCUAAUCAUGGUGUUAAAGAAAUGGAGGGGGGGGAGGGAUAGUGCUGGCGGCCGAGGAGGAUUUAUCCAUCAUUAUUGUUUAUAUUUUUUUCUAUCGGAAACUUGUAUACUUUAUCGAUGUAUAAUUUGUACGAAAAACUGAGAAAAUUGAAUCUAAUUAAUAGAAACUUACUUUACACACUCGUCACAUAUUAUUAUUGUAUUGUACAGAUACACACACACAUACACACACACACACACACACACACACACAUACACACACACACACACUCACACUUGUAUAGCUGUCGCUAUCGUACCCUCGUACCUAUAUAUCAUAAUAAUAAUAUGAUAUCGAAUAAAUUCCGCGCGCGAUAUAAUAAAUAUUAUUGUAUCAUAUUUUUUACACGUCAUUUAGGUACGAUAUUUUAUAGAUAUUAUACUGUCUAUUAUUAAGUGUAUAAUAUUAUAACUUUGUGUAGAUAGAUAAAUAUAUGUAACAUUUAGAUAGGUUUAAUGU